AUCCGGGUCACCUCGCAGUUUACGGAAGUGAAUCAUACGCGGAAACAACACGUCAGAAAUGGCCACAGGGGAAGACCAAGCAGUUGGCAUGGGCCUUGUUGGCUUCAGCCUCCUGUUGUUUACAUACUACACMAUAUGGGUAAUCAUUCUGCCGUUCGUGGACAGCGAUCAUGUGGUCCACCAGUAUUUUCUUCAACGGGAGUAUUCUGUGAUUCUACCUGGGAUCGCAGCAUUGAUACUGCUGCUCAGUGUAGGUACCUUCAUUGGAGUGGUCACCUGGAAGAAUCGCAAGCCUAAGAAGGUGGACUAAGAGGGAUGGUGUCACAGAGGUUAGACGCUUGAGGAUGUCGAGCUAGAACUGAAGCUACUGUGGCUUCAAAAGAACCUCCCUGGUUCCAACUUUCCAACAGUCCAGCUGAAGAAACUACAAAUAAAGUCUGGACUGCUUCUCUGUGACAGCUGAUGAAAACAUCUAAUGACUGAAAGACAUAAGAUAAGAUUUGAAGAGCUGCAAGGGACAAGGGGUCCAAGACUGAGACCAGAAGAAUGCGAGUCCAAUUCAAGACCAGGAUUGUAAUUUUGUCAAAUAAUCAUCAUCUGGUGUGUGGAACUGUGUGUUUUAUUGCAGUGCGCUUGCUGUUAGCCAUCUCUUUGAAAAUGUGAAACAUUGUGUUUUAAAGUGGAACUGACAGCAUUUUAGYAACAUUACAUUUGAUUAAAAUCUGUUCAGAUACACCCCCAGGAAGAAUAUGACACUU
This is a messenger RNA of Salvelinus sp. IW2-2015, 758 nucleotides long. RefSeq names its product dolichyl-phosphate mannosyltransferase subunit 2, regulatory (gene dpm2). Gene Ontology annotation, molecular function: enzyme regulator activity. The record is from RefSeq and is a predicted model, not a curated record. Gene Ontology annotation, biological process: GPI anchor biosynthetic process. Gene Ontology annotation, cellular component: dolichol-phosphate-mannose synthase complex; endoplasmic reticulum membrane. Lineage: Eukaryota; Metazoa; Chordata; Actinopteri; Salmoniformes; Salmonidae.